Molecule: messenger RNA, 706 nt
Organism: Medicago truncatula (barrel medic)
Lineage: Eukaryota; Viridiplantae; Streptophyta; Magnoliopsida; Fabales; Fabaceae
Product: histone H2A.6
Exons: 2
Coding region: 92-487 (131 amino acids)
Cellular component (GO): nucleosome
Molecular function (GO): structural constituent of chromatin; DNA binding; protein heterodimerization activity
Source: RefSeq, a predicted model, not a curated record
GCCAAUGUUUUCAUUCACUUGAAUCUUUCAUCUUCUACAUUCUCUUUCUCUCUCCAAAACCGUUCCUUCAAAUCUCUGAAACUUUUCAUCAAUGGCGGGUAGAGGCAAAUCCCUUGGUUCCAGUGCUCCCAAGAAGGCUACCUCAAGGAGUAGCAAGGCGGGUCUCCAGUUCCCCGUUGGCCGUAUCGCUCGUUUCCUCAAAGCCGGAAAAUACGCUGAACGUGUUGGUGCUGGUGCUCCUGUUUACCUAGCUGCUGUUCUUGAAUAUCUCGCUGCUGAGGUUUUGGAAUUGGCUGGAAAUGCUGCAAGAGACAACAAGAAGACAAGAAUUGUGCCAAGACACAUUCAAUUGGCUGUGAGGAACGAUGAAGAAUUGAGCAAGCUUCUUGGUGAUGUUACCAUUGCUAAUGGUGGUGUUAUGCCCAAUAUUCACAACUUGUUGCUUCCAAAGAAGGCUGGUCCCUCCAAGAUUGUUGAUGAUGAAUGAAUGAAUCUUAGAUGAAAAACCUGAUUUUGCAGAUGCAGUUAUUGAAUUUAGUUUCAUAUUUUGUUGUUUCUGGUUUUAGUUUCAGACAGAGUUUAAUGAUUGGGAUUAUUAGGGCUUGUUAGUGGUUCUGUUAGUGAUGUUAAUACAAUGAAUUUCAGAUUGUUACUUUUGCAUGAGAAUGGUGGAAGUUUAUAACAUUGAUCCCUGUUUUUAAUUGUU